CCGGAGGCGCCCAGGCCCACAGGUGUACAGUCGAUGCCGGCGGCUUCGACUGUCUCACUGCUGUGAGGCUCUGCUUCCGAAGUCGCUCCCUCGGCGCAAGCUGAACCGUGCAGCUGAUUAUAAGAUCUAACAGCUUGCGCGCUCCGCCAUGACAUACCAUCUCCGUCCCUCCACACAAUACAACGGUAUAUUAUACGGCUCGGACCUAAUCGCCAUUGGAGCCCACACAGACGUCCUUGUUCUCCGCAGAGCGCCCAGCCCAAGCCGGACAGAUGCACCCCUCAACCAGCCGCAUCUCAGCCACUUCCUCAAUGGAGGUAAAUCAAGCCACCGCUGUCAGGUUACAGUGACGCCGCGACCCGCUCCGCUUCCGCUCUCCCCCUCCUUGCUUCCGCGUUCCGAGCGUUUGGCUGGCCCUUGGCUGCUUGGUUGGGCAGGUUCAGGUUCCCUCGCAGCGACGCCCGCUCGUGCCCCCGCGCUGUGCACUGGCACGCAACUCGGGUGUGCCUGGAGGGCGCGUCGACGUGUCCCUCGCGUUUGUCAGGUACACGCGCUGCAUGCGGGGCAGCGCCGUUCGCGCCCACCUCCCCGGACAGGCUCCGCGUCCGUCUCUAAGUUGCGUCCCACGCAGACGCGGGGCGUGAGGCGAGGAAGAAGCCCUGCGUACCCCGCGCGUGGGGCCCCUCGAUCCCCAGUCUAUAUUUGGGACACGACCUGUCAACGGGCCUGGCCCCCUUGUCGGACGCCGCCGCUCGCUGGAUAGGAAGCUCUGACGGUCUGGCCUCUCGCUGUGCCCCGCCAAAGGUGGUUGUUCGUCCAGAGUUGGGUUCCACGAGACCGCCAAUCCAAGGACAAUCAC
Molecule: messenger RNA, 859 nt
Organism: Rhodofomes roseus
Lineage: Eukaryota; Fungi; Basidiomycota; Agaricomycetes; Polyporales; Fomitopsidaceae
Exons: 4
Coding region: 149-763 (204 amino acids)
Source: RefSeq, a predicted model, not a curated record